Messenger RNA from Ipomoea triloba (trilobed morning glory), 624 nucleotides. Its product is annotated as 50S ribosomal protein L31, chloroplastic. The coding region runs from base 92 to 496 and encodes 134 amino acids. The transcript has 2 exons. Gene Ontology annotation, molecular function: structural constituent of ribosome. NCBI's taxonomy places the organism in Eukaryota, Viridiplantae, Streptophyta, Magnoliopsida, Solanales, Convolvulaceae. Gene Ontology annotation, biological process: translation. The record is from RefSeq and is a predicted model, not a curated record. Gene Ontology annotation, cellular component: ribosome.
CUAAUGGCAAAAUCUGCGCCUCACCCUUCUGUGCUCAAUCUUCCAUCUAUCAUCAUCAUCAUCUCCAUUUCCACUCUGAAAGGCACCAAAAAUGGCGCUUACUCUCUCCAACGCCUUCCUUCAAAGAAGCCUCCCCCUCCCCCAAGUCUCCCUCAAAAAGCUCAGUGGACCGGGAGAGGGGUUCAAUAAGGCGCGGUGGACUUGCCGGAAAAAGGACAUACACCCGAAGUUCUACGAGGACGCCAAGGUGUACUGCAAUGGCGAGCUGGUGAUGACGACCGGCGGGAGCAAGGAGGAGUACGUGGUGGAUGUGUGGUCUGGGAACCACCCUUUUUACCUGGGCAGUAGGUCUCAGCUCCUUGUGGACGCCGGCCAAGUCGAGAAAUUCAGGAAGAAGUUUGCGGGUUUGACAAGUAUUAUGGAAAUCCCUGUGCUGAAAGGAGAAAUUGUGCUUCCUCCUAGGAAGAAAUCCGCCGGGAAAGGGAAAAAGAAGUAGAAAAAUUCAUUGUUUUGGGUUAAAGUUUGGAGCUUUUGUAGUUAUUGGUUCCUAAUUUGACAUGUUAAGUUGUUAACUCUUCAAGUGUUUCAUCUCAAAGAAAUGAGUUUUCUUCCUUUUAGUGUUUA